AUGCCCGACCCACAGUCCCCCGACAUGCAAGCCCGCCGGGAGGCGGACUACGAGCGCUUCAAGAACUACGCGGCCCUGACCUUCCUCGUCGCAUCACCGGUGCUGAUCGCCCUCCCGCCCCGAAAACUAGACCAUCUGACCGUUCUCCUCACGUCCGCCUUCUGUGUCUCCGCGAACCAUCUUACCCGUGAACGCACCGGCCGGAGUAUCGUCGAGCGCAUCGAGUCGCGCAUUUCCUCUACGUCGAAGGCUAUGCCCAUCCCCGCUGAUUUGCCGAGUGAGCGCGCGCGCGAGAUCCAGGCGCAGUUGAGGGCUGCGCGGGAUGCGCAGAUCAAGGAGGGGGGCUUGGUCGGGGAGGAGUUGGAGCGGUUGAAGGCCAGACAGAGGCAGGAGAAGGGCGUGUUGGAGCAGGUCUGGAUGGGUGGGGAGGAGACUGGGUGGAAGGAGAGGAGGUUGAGGGAGGAGCAGCAGGCUUUGGAGGAGGGGAAGGGGUAUGGGGAUUUGAUCAAAGAGCAUAUUUGGGAUGUUUGGACUUGGGGGGAGAAAGAGGGUGAGGGGAAGGAUGAGAGUGGGAAGGAGGGGCGCUGA
Aspergillus affinis is the source of this 588-nucleotide messenger RNA. RefSeq lists its product as uncharacterized. NCBI's taxonomy places the organism in Eukaryota, Fungi, Ascomycota, Eurotiomycetes, Eurotiales, Aspergillaceae. The record is from RefSeq and is a predicted model, not a curated record. The transcript has a single exon. The coding region runs from base 1 to 588 and encodes 195 amino acids.